Thermothelomyces thermophilus ATCC 42464 is the source of this 633-nucleotide messenger RNA. RefSeq lists its product as uncharacterized. The coding region runs from base 38 to 556 and encodes 172 amino acids. The record is from RefSeq and is a predicted model, not a curated record. The transcript is spliced from 6 exons. Lineage: Eukaryota; Fungi; Ascomycota; Sordariomycetes; Sordariales; Chaetomiaceae.
AAUCUUCAACUUUACAACAUCAAGUCCCCCAAUCAAGAUGGAGCCCGAAACAGCGGCAACCCACGAGGAAAUAUGGGACGACUCGGCGCUCGUCGAGUCUUGGAACCAGGCAUUAGAGGAAUACAAGAAGUACCACAGCAUUCACGCCAAAGGCGGCUCGGUCGACGACAUCCUCAAUGGCGCUGAUGAAACGACUCGGUCAAACACCGAUGCCAAGCCCGAACCAGGAGUAGUUGACGAAGCUGCGCGUUCUCAAGAGGACGCCGAGGCGGAGGCAGAGGUCGACGAGACAAUACCCAUGGAGGAGAGCGACGAAACAUCGGUCCCGACAAUCUCGGAUGUCCAGGACUCCGUGAAUGCGAACAAGAAACAGGGGGAUGCGCUGCAGGCCGGGGGGUCUUCCCUGCCAGGGCCACAGACAGUCUUGGGCACUGUGCAGGAUGAGGAACUCAAGAACCUCUUGAUGUCGUGGUAUUACGCAGGCUACUACACUGGACUCUAUGAAGGCAAGCAACAAAGAAGUCAACAGGCACAGAGUAGCCCAAAAACUUCCUAGGGGGGCUCCUUCCCGGUCUCGAUCUCCUGUUGCGCUACCUUGAUCACCGGGUCAAGCUCGUUGAUUGGGUUGAACAA